Messenger RNA from Aspergillus fumigatus Af293, 936 nucleotides. RefSeq lists its product as uncharacterized. The record is from RefSeq and is a predicted model, not a curated record. NCBI's taxonomy places the organism in Eukaryota, Fungi, Ascomycota, Eurotiomycetes, Eurotiales, Aspergillaceae. Gene Ontology annotation, cellular component: nucleus; 90S preribosome.
AUGUCAGACACCCUCCCGAACCCGUCCGGUCUCUCGGCCAAGGUGAACAAGAAGCGUAAGAGACAAGCGGAGGAAGCACCCAAGGAAGAUAAAGCCGCAUCGGCCAAAUCUGCCAAUAAUAAUACCUUGGAAGCAGCCGAGGGUCCUUUAAAGAAGAAAAAGAAGAGGAAUUUCAAAAAUAAGCAGAAACAACAAAAGAAAAAAGAUCUGGAGGAUGAUCCCAAGCAGCAGGAGCGCAAAGGCGGCAUCGACGAGUCUAUUGGCAAGAUGGACGGCCGGUUGCUGGCUGAUUACUUUGUCCAGAAGGCGAAAAGACAUAACAAGGAGCUGACUGCGGUUGAACUGGGUGAUCUGAGCGUCCCAGACUCGGCAUUCCUCGACACAUCCUCUUUCGAAUCACCCAGAUCGCUAGACCAGCUUCCUGCGUUCCUCAAAGCUUUCAGCCCCGACAAGGGGUCUGGACUCUCAAAGGCAUCGGAGCAAAAGGGCACACCGCAUACGCUGGUCGUAUGUCCCGCUGCGCUUAGAGCAGCUGAUGUGGUGAGGUGGGUGGACCAGACAUAUAUCGCUGUCCUGGGAUGGAGGCUGAUUAGAUGUUCUAGGGCUCUCCGUGCGUUCCAGAGCAAGGAUUCGACAGUCGGCAAGUUGUUCGCAAAGCACAUCAAGCUGGAGGAAGCAAAACAGUUCUUGCAGCGCGCACGAAUAGGCCUUGGAGUUGGAACCCCUGCCCGUAUUUUAGACUUAAUCGACGCUGGGAGCCUCAAGUUAGACGAACUAGAACGCAUCGUGAUUGACGGAUCUUACAUUGACCAAAAACAGCGUGGCAUUUUUGAUAUGAAGGAAACGCAUAUCCCACUCCUUCAACUGCUCACUCGCUCCGAGUUCCGUGAACGAUAUGGAGCGAAACAGAAGCGGAUUCAGGUUCUGGUAUUUUAA